Molecule: messenger RNA, 285 nt
Organism: Mesorhabditis spiculigera
Lineage: Eukaryota; Metazoa; Nematoda; Chromadorea; Rhabditida; Rhabditidae
Source: the annotation of a GenBank genome assembly
AUGCUGGGAAAGGACUGCAUCUUCGUGGCCGCCGUGAUCUUUGGAUCCGCGUUCUCUGUUCCGGUAGAGGUGCAGGACGAGUGUCUACCUGACAAACAGGUCGUCACCUGCCUCGAGAAAGAGGCGAUUGCUCUCAACAUCGAGUUGGACAUGAAUCUGACGAUGCCACAGGCCAACUGCUACUUCUUCCGCAAGGCCUCCUCCAAAUGCCUGUGCUCCCGAAAGUUUGUCAACGACUGGACGGCGCUGAACUGCGAUGGACCGGCCCCGAAACCAAAAUGUGAG